Molecule: messenger RNA, 1422 nt
Organism: Vigna umbellata (rice bean)
Lineage: Eukaryota; Viridiplantae; Streptophyta; Magnoliopsida; Fabales; Fabaceae
Gene: LOV1
Product: NAC domain containing protein 35
Biological process (GO): regulation of DNA-templated transcription
Molecular function (GO): DNA binding
Source: RefSeq, a predicted model, not a curated record
UACCACCAAAUUCGUACAAAUAUUACUUGUGUGAGUAUAAAGAGGUGAGGCCAAAGGAAAGUGUCUGUCUGAGUCUGAGUCUGAGAUUAACUACUUGUUAGUUACUUACUUUACAUAGACAUAAGAGUGAAUGGCAAUUGCAGCCGCAAACUCAUCGCCCACCAUGAGUCUCAGCCAGAGCUAGAGCCAGGAGGACGUCACCACCGCCUCCACCACCAACGACAACACCAACAGUAACAACAACAACCACGAUAACAAGCCCGACGAUCACGAGCAUGACAUGGUUAUGCCCGGUUUUCGCUUCCAUCCAACUGAAGAAGAGCUCGUCGAAUUCUACCUUCGCCGUAAGGUGGAGGGAAAGCGUUUCAACGUUGAACUCAUUACUUUCCUCGAUCUUUAUCGCUAUGACCCUUGGGAGCUUCCUGCGUUGGCGGCUAUUGGGGAGAAGGAGUGGUACUUCUAUGUGCCGAGAGAUAGAAAGUAUCGAAACGGUGAUCGUCCCAAUCGUGUCACCACCUCUGGGUAUUGGAAGGCGACGGGAGCUGAUAGGAUGAUCCGAACGGAGAAUUUUCGGUCAAUCGGCCUCAAGAAAACCCUAGUUUUCUAUUCUGGGAAAGCUCCCAAAGGCAUACGAACUAGUUGGAUUAUGAACGAGUAUCGGUUGCCGCAACACGAAACCGAACGAUAUCAAAAGGCUGAGAUAUCGCUUUGCCGCGUGUACAAGAGAGCUGGAGUAGAGGAUCAUCCCUCCCUCCCUCGCUGUCUCCCAACAAGGCCCUCUUCAUCAAGAGCUUCUUCGCACUCCGAAACCAAGAAGCACAACGAGUUGGUUCAUCACAACAUGGGAUUUGUGGGACAAUCGAAGCCAACCGAACACAUAGUUGACAAAAUGAAUGAAACGGAAGCAAGCAGUGAUGUCAACACGGCUCUUGGACUUUCGAAAUACAAUGCUUACCGUGCUGCGAUGGGUGCACUCAGCAGCACAAUGGCACUUCCGGUUGUUCCGAUGGACGAGGAAGGGCUGAUGAUGAUGCAGCAUCAGCAGCAGUCUAAGCAAGCGGCAGCACACGCAGGUGCUCCUGGGAUUGGCACAAUCUUCUCUGCUGGACCUUCUAGUUCCAAUAACAAUGGAGUGGUGAACAUGGAUGAUCUGAAUAGGCUAGUGAGUUACCAGCAGCAGUUCUACAAUGUUCAAAGCCAUCCCAAUCAGUUCUCUACUCUGCUGAUGCAACCAUCACCAGUAGUGUCUCUCAGCUCGCUACCAAAUCCACUUCCAACCACCUUCUCUGACCGACUGUGGGAGUGGAAUCCAAUCCCAGAGCCACCAAAUCAAGAGUACAGCAACAUGUCCUUCAAGUAAUCACUUAUCAAUAUUAUAUAUCUGUGAACUGCACAUACAUAUAUAUAUAUAUAUAUAGAGAG